Molecule: messenger RNA, 2169 nt
Organism: Trichoderma breve
Lineage: Eukaryota; Fungi; Ascomycota; Sordariomycetes; Hypocreales; Hypocreaceae
Product: fungal specific transcription factor domain-containing protein
Exons: 3
Coding region: 1-2169 (722 amino acids)
Biological process (GO): DNA-templated transcription; positive regulation of transcription from RNA polymerase II promoter by galactose
Cellular component (GO): nucleus
Molecular function (GO): zinc ion binding; DNA-binding transcription factor activity, RNA polymerase II-specific; RNA polymerase II cis-regulatory region sequence-specific DNA binding
Source: RefSeq, a predicted model, not a curated record
AUGGAAAGUCCUUCAACUACACAAUCGACAACACAAGUCGACGUCGCGUCCGACCGCAAGGACGGGCCCAGGAAGCGUCGACGAGCGACGGUGGCCUGCCGUAGCUGCCGGCAGCGGAAGACAAAAUGCGAUCACAUUGUCCCAGCGCAGGCAUCUGACGAGAUGCUCCGGGGCAUGACCAAAUCGGCGCAAGUGUAUAUCCGAUCCCUGGAACGGCGUGUACGCAACUUUGAAGAUAUUCAACGAGACGCAAAAAAGUAUCACCACAAUCAGCAAAUGCAACAACAGCCAGCACCUACUGUUCAGACUAUAUCCCCUGUACCAUCGACCAGUCAGUAUGAGGCGACAAAAAUGCCGCCAAUUCAGCGACCUGUUCGGCCAACCGGGUGGUCAGCCAGUCACUCUCAGCAGCAGCAGCCUCAGCAUCAAAACAUUCUUCCAACCACUCCAGAUAUAUUCCUCAGUGGAAAAGCUGGCGAAUCUUUUACCCAGCUAAUACUCAAUGCUAUGAACAAUCCGUCUGUUAAGCUCGACGCCCAGUCCUUUUCCUCUCCCCGAGAUGGCUCCGUCGAUGUGAGAGGCUCAGAUAACCUCUUUUCUCCACCUGCCAAUGUCCGGGAAUUGCUCCAGAUAUACUUCGACUUCCACCAUGAGCUUACCCCGAUAUUCCACGUUCCCUCUAUUAUGGCGCAAUUUGAACAGGUUCUCAGCAAUCGUGUUUCUUCUGCAAACAGCGAUCAUGUUUAUAUCCUGGCCAUCCUCAACAUGAUCUGUGCGCUGGCCGAGGCUCAUAGUCGACAGAAUCAUGGAGAUUCCGAUAUCACCUCUCGCAAAUACUACAAUACGGCAAUGCAGCUCAUGCAGCCUAAUCUCUUGUCAGACUGGAAGAUCGAAAAGGUCCAGGCUCUGCUCCUCGGUGCCCGCUACCUUCAGAGCUCUAGCUAUAGCGACGAAUGUUGGACGGUAUUGGGACUUGCGAUCCGUAUAGCCUAUGAUCUAGAGCUACACCGGCCACCCGACCCUGACCAAUUUGAUUGCAUAGAUCAAGAAGUUCGUAAACGCGUAUGGUACGCGUGCUUCGGCUUGGAUAAAUUACUGAGCAUGAUAUACGGCCGUCCUGCUGCGACCUCCACGGCUACAUUCACAACCCCUCCUCCAGAGGAUCUAGAUGACGAUUGCAUUCGGCCAAACAGGCUAUUAUUUCCCUCUGUUCACACCACUUCAAGCAUGUCAUUCUUUUUACAAGUCUCCAAACUAUACCGCCUUUUGGAAGCUAUAACAAUGCUGGGUGACCAACCGGCAUUGGCAGACUUGGUCAGAUUGGACGAAGAAUUUGAGACUUGGCAAGCCGAAGUGCCUGUUAGGCUCCGGAUUCGGGAAGCUUCUCUACGUGGAGAUGAGGCAGCCUUAAUUCUUGCGCUCCGUGCCAACAUGGUGUGCAUCUUGAUGCAUAGACAGUCGUUGGUGUCAGGUCUUAGUGCGUUGUCGUCAGUAUCCAGUUCUUCAAUACCAUCUACCAAAGGAUGGGAAGGCGGCCGACUACGAACCAGCAUGCUACAACGGAGUCGACAGAUCUGUGUGAGUACAGCCGAGGAAACAAUUCGAUUGGUGGCCGAACGACAUGAACAGACCAAAAGUGCAAUGGGACCAAGUUGGUUCAACUUGUAUUAUCUGUUCACUUCCAUUCUCAUCAUCGUAUCUCAUGUCGUUGACCCGGAUUUUCAAGAUGACCGGAGUGCUUUGAUGCAUCUCGACCAAGCGGUUAAUAUGAUUCGGCAAAUGUCUGUCAACCAUCUCUGUGCACAGAGAGCUUAUGCAUUUCUGCAGCAAUUGCUUGGAGUGCUAGAUAGAACUAUGCCAGAAGACAGACGGAGGUCACUUGAACGAUAUAGCACGCCUCCAACCGUCAUGACAGGAAGCAAUCGGGGGGCAGCAGAGACUACAAUCUACAGUAACUGCACAACAAUGACAGCAGAUGAGGCCAUGGAAGAUGGCGGUGUCGACCUGUGGUCUCUCUGGGACACCACACAGGAUCUUACAAUGGAUCUGGGCUCUCAACUAGAGCUCCAUUCAUCUCUAGGUUCGGCCACGUGGUCGUGGGGUGUGGAGAAUCCCGGUGCUGAGUCGCUGAUGCAAUCUCCAACGGCUCUUAGCGGAAUCCCCGGAUGA